Messenger RNA from Schistocerca americana (American grasshopper), 1576 nucleotides. Its product is annotated as alpha-tocopherol transfer protein-like. Lineage: Eukaryota; Metazoa; Arthropoda; Insecta; Orthoptera; Acrididae. The transcript has 8 exons. The record is from RefSeq and is a predicted model, not a curated record. The coding region runs from base 1 to 1275 and encodes 424 amino acids. Gene Ontology annotation, molecular function: phosphatidylinositol bisphosphate binding. Gene Ontology annotation, cellular component: membrane.
AUGCAGAGCCUGACCGUGCAGGGGACAACGGCCGAGAUUAAUGGAAGCGGGCCGAGCUUGGAGGUGCGUACAGAGGUGACGUCUACUGGAACCUGCGCCGGAAUCUGUGGUGCUAGCGGCCUCGCCUUAUAUGCAAUCUUUGGAGACGGACGCAGGACAGGAGGAAACCUGGCGCCCUCCAGGCCUUGCGGGCGAUGCCGCCAGUGUCAGGUGUCCGAGGCGGCGGAGGCGCGCGCCACGCCACGUGACCCUCACCUCCUGGAGGUGCCGGUGUACCUGGAGGGGGCCAAGGUGGCGGAGGGGGCGGGGGCGGCAAAUCGCCUUAUAAAGGCCUCCCGGAGGCGGCCGCCGCUCCGUCGCUACUCACGAGAACGCUUGGUGAACACUCUCCCACCCAGCUGUCCAAGUCCUGCGCACUUAGCUGAGAUGUCUGCGGAUGAGAUACAGCAGCUGAAGGAGUGGGCGGAGCAGCAGCCACACCUGCCGCCAGUGCCAGAGGAGCAGCUGCCACUGUUUCUGCGGACAGCCGACGGCAACCUGGAGAAGGCAAAGGAGGGCGUCGACCUGUACUACACGGUGCGCACCCACGCCCCAGAGGCGUUCUCCAACAGGGACCCCCUGAUGCCCGAGAUAGACAACGUCGCUGCACUCUUCCACGUGGCGGCCUCGCCGGUGCUGCACCCUGACGGCUACAUCGUGCUGUUCGCGCGCCUGCUGCCCGACACGGCGGACCGCUUCGUGCACGCGGACGCGCUCAAGUUCUACUGGAUGUGCGAGGACCUGGCCCUGCGCGAGCACCCGGCCAACACCGGCUUCCUCUUCGUGUUCGACCUGAGCGGCAUGUCGCUGCCCCAUCUGGCGCGCCUCAACCUCGUGCUGCUCAGGCAGUACCUCGUCUACACGCAGGAUGCCCUGCCGUCAAAGGUAAUUGGUAACCACAUGGUUAACGUCGUCCCGGCGACGGAGACGUUGAUUAAUAUCAUGAAGCCCAUAAUGAAGAAGGAGCUCUCCGACAAGCUUUUUGUCCAUUCAAAGGACAUGGAAGAAUUUUACAAACACGUGCCGAAAUCAGUUCUGCCCAAGGAUUAUGGUGGUGAACUGGACAGCCUCGAAGUCUACCAUAACGAGACGCGGCAGCGGCUGAAGGAGCACCGCGAGUGGUUCCUGUCGGAGCAGGCGCUGCGGGUGGACGAGUCCCGCAGGCCAGGGCGCGCUCUCACCGCCACCGAUGUCUUCGGCAUGGAGGGCUCCUUCCGCGCCCUCUCCAUCGACUGAGCGCGCCGCGCCUCACUCGGCCUUCCGCCGCUGUCUCGCUGUACCACGCUCGCUUCCGCAGUAGCCAGUUGCCGGCACGGCCCAGCUCAUUCAUAACCUGAGACGGCUUACAUUCUAGUGCACCAUCAACCUUAGGAGAAUUACUUUAACAAGAAUCACGAUUCUUCGGUUUUACUAGCGGUUGGAUACCCGCAUAUCUCAAGAUUAUCUACUCGCCCUUCUAAACACACCAAUAUGAGAUCAUUACUAGUUUGUACGAAAAGAAAGUUUGUACAAAAAUAAAAUGGGAAGUGUGGCAAAA